Messenger RNA from Colletotrichum truncatum, 846 nucleotides. RefSeq lists its product as uncharacterized. The record is from RefSeq and is a predicted model, not a curated record. Lineage: Eukaryota; Fungi; Ascomycota; Sordariomycetes; Glomerellales; Glomerellaceae. Gene Ontology annotation, cellular component: BLOC-1 complex. Gene Ontology annotation, biological process: endosomal transport.
AUGUUUUCCUCCUCGACCUCCUCGGCAAGGAACUCGGCACCGCAACCACCAGCCCCAUCAUCUACAGCCGCUUCGACAACUACAGCUGCCACGACCGCAUCCCAGAACCACAGUGUCUUGAGCGCGGCGCGCCCUCAACAUCCCCUCUCCUCCAACACUUCUGUAUCGGCGUCGCAGGCGGGCCAGGCACCCCAUGCCGCUGUGCAACCUGCCCCGCCUGCUCCUCAGCAGCAGCUACACCCGAAUCUGCCAUCCGAAGACCAGCAGCGGCACAUCUCAGAGGCGCGCGCGGCUGUAGUGGCGUCGAUCGGAAACAUGCUGGACGGCGAGCUGCAGUCCCGAGCAAAGAUGUUGCACGCCAACGCCGCGGCGUUGGAUAAGCAGGAACGGGACGUGAUGAAGGCUACUGACGCUCUAAGGAGAGAGAACGACAAGCUCGCCAGGUUUGCGGGAGAUGCGGCGGGGCGGGUGAAGGAGCUGGGUAACGUGCAGAACUGGGCCGAGGUGUUGGAGAGGGAUUUUCUAGUUCUCGAAGAGACGUUCCGCCUUGUGAGAGAAGGGAGUUGCGGGAGUUGCGGCAGUGGGAGUUGGAGUGGUAGCGGGAGCUGGAGCGGGAGCGAGGCUGGUGAUGGGGACGGGGAUGUUAGGAUGCGAGACGAAGAAGAGGCAGGUAAGGGGAAAGGGAAGCAGGGGGACGAUGGUGUUGCGCUUGCUAGGGCUAUGGGGUUAGACACUAAUCACGAUAAUUGCUCCGAGGCGAGUCAGAGUGUGACUGAUGCCGCAUCGAGCAAUGGGACAGAAGGACGGGCAAAAGGAUCUGAGACGACUUCCAUUUCGACACUGUGA